AUGCUGGUUGAAAGGAUUCUAGGUGGGAUCUUUCUUUCAUCGAUAGAGCCUAUAAACAAUCAAGUGGAUUUCAAGAGAGAGUACGGGAUCACGCACAUUUUAUCAGUACUACCGGGACACAUUGACGAAAUCUAUACUCAAAAUUAUCAACAUAAACAAAUCGAAGUGACAGAUGAAGAAACAACUAACUUGAUACCAUACUUUAAUGAAUGUGAUAAAUUCCUUGAUGAAGCCACAAAGAAUAAGGGGAAAGUGUUGGUUCAUUGCGCAAAUGGAGUCUCUCGCUCAGUGGCAAUUAUUAUAGUGUACUUGAUGAAAUAUUACAAAUUAAAUUUCGAUCAAGCAUUGCAUGCAGUAAAAAGGAAAUGUCCUGAUGCAGGGCCAAACUCAGCGUUCAUUGAUCAGGUGAAGCUAUAUGAGCUGAUGGGUUUCACCAUCGACGAGCAAAAUCCAAAGUACAGAGAUUAUGUAAGGAACCUAUCACUAAAGCAAGAUCCAUCUGGUGGCAACUUGAGAGACAUCACAAUGAGGAAAGUCAUUGCAGACACCGGUUCUACUCCUCCAUCAUAUGAUCUACGUUGUAAACGUUGUCGGCGGGUUCUCGCUCAUAAUACCGACGUUGAAGAUCAUCAAGCACCAACCUCCGAUUCACGACAAUCACAAUUCAUCAAAACCGCUCCAAAUUCACGAAGAAUAGUAUCAGUUCAACCAGCAAGUAAGCUGUGCUCUCAUUACUUCUUUUCCGAACCAGUUGGUUGGAUGAGAGAAGAGCUAGAGAAAUCUGAGAUUGAAGGAAAAUUCCAAUGCCCUAAAUGUUGUUCAAAAGUUGGAGGCUACAGUUGGAAAGGUUCGCGUUGUUCCUGUGGAAAAUGGAUGGUUCCUGCCAUACAUUUACAAGAUGCAAAAGUAGAUUCUAUAAAACACUAG
Molecule: messenger RNA, 927 nt
Organism: Lodderomyces parapsilosis
Lineage: Eukaryota; Fungi; Ascomycota; Pichiomycetes; Serinales; Debaryomycetaceae
Gene: YVH1
Product: tyrosine protein phosphatase
Exons: 1
Coding region: 1-927 (308 amino acids)
Biological process (GO): protein dephosphorylation
Cellular component (GO): nucleus
Molecular function (GO): protein tyrosine/serine/threonine phosphatase activity
Source: RefSeq, a predicted model, not a curated record